Engraulis encrasicolus (European anchovy) is the source of this 2521-nucleotide messenger RNA. Its product is annotated as embryonic polyadenylate-binding protein-like. The transcript has 18 exons. NCBI's taxonomy places the organism in Eukaryota, Metazoa, Chordata, Actinopteri, Clupeiformes, Engraulidae. Gene Ontology annotation, molecular function: mRNA 3'-UTR binding; poly(U) RNA binding; poly(A) binding. The record is from RefSeq and is a predicted model, not a curated record. The coding region runs from base 11 to 2212 and encodes 733 amino acids. Gene Ontology annotation, cellular component: ribonucleoprotein complex; cytosol; nucleus.
UAGAACACACAUGCGCGGAGGAAAAUGCGUGGUCCUCUCGGCAAUAAUUAAAUUUAAACAAUACAUUUACCAGGCAGUCUUUCUGAAAGUGAGCAGGGACAUAGUGCUCUUGAGUAUAACAGUUGAAGGAGACCUCUCUUCUAGGGCCUACUCAAGAGUUACGGCCAUGAACACUGGACCAGCUUACCCUCUGGCCUCCUUGUACGUGGGGGACCUCCAUCCUGAUGUCACCGAGGCCAUGCUCUAUCAGAAGUUUUCACCUGCUGGGCCAAUCAUGUCCAUCCGUGUGUGUCGUGAUGUCAUUACUCGCAGGUCUUUGGGAUAUGCUUACAUCAACUUUCAGCAGCCAGCCGAUGCGGAGUGUGCCUUGGACACAAUGAACUAUGAGGUUCUGAAGGGGCGUCCAAUGAGGAUCAUGUGGUCUCAGCGUGAUCCAGGCCUGAGGAAGUCCGGUGUCGGCAAUAUCUUCAUCAAGAACAUGGAUGAGUCGAUUGACAACAAGGCACUGUAUGACACCUUCUCCACAUUCGGAAAUAUUCUGUCCUGCAAGGUCGUUUGCGAUGAACAUGGCUCCAAAGGCUAUGGCUUUGUGCACUUUGAGACGCAAGAGGCUGCAAACCGUGCCAUUGAGACCAUGAAUGGCAUGCUGCUGAACGAUCGAAAAGUACAAAAGGCAGGGAAAGAAAUGGAGUCAGGUGCAAAGCGAAAGCUCCCGUCCAUUUGGAAAAAUUGUCGGAUAUCGCCUUUUAGUUUCGUGGGCCAUUUUAAAUCCCGCAAAGAGCGAGAGGCAGAGUGCGGCGCCAAGGCCAUGGUCUUCACCAACGUUUACAUCAAGAACUUUGGUGAACAGUAUGAUGAUGAGCAGCUUAAGAAUAUCUUUUCAGAGUUUGGAAGGACGCUGAGUGUUCGGGUGAUGCGUGAUGAGCGGGGUCACUCCCGUGGCUUCGGCUUUGUGAAUUAUGAGAAUCACGAGGACGCUCAGAAGGCCGUGGAGGCUAUGAAUGGGAAGGAGCUGAAUGGCAAGGUCCUGUAUGUGGGGCGCGCUCAGAAGAGGCUGGAGCGACAGGGGGAGCUCAAGCGCAAGUUUGAGCAGAUCAAGAUGGACCGCAUCCAGCGCUACCAGGACAGUGGAGGAGAGACAGGAAAUGAGUGUGGAAAGAGAGACAGGGAAGGAUCGGCAAAAGACCCGGGCCGGACUCGUACCCAGGGAGUUAAUCUCUACGUGAAGAACCUGGAUGACACCAUCAAUGAUGAGAAGCUAAGGAAGGAGUUUGCUCCCUAUGGCACCAUCACCAGCGCUAAGGUGAUGACUGACACGGGCCACAGCAAGGGCUUUGGCUUUGUGUGCUUCACCUCUCCCGAGGAGGCCACGCGCGCUGUGACCGAGAUGAACGGGCGCAUCAUCAGCACCAAGCCGCUGUACGUGGCACUCGCCCAGCGCAAGGAGGAGCGUAAGGCCAUCCUCACCAACCAGUACAUGCAGCGGCUGGCCACCGUGCGCACCAUGCCCGGCACCCUGGUCUCCAACUACCAGCAGCCACCCUUCUACCUGCCCACCAUGACACAGCCCGCAGGCCGUGGUUCCUACAGUGGUGGCUCCGGUGUUCGCUUUGGCCCAAGAUGGAGCAGCCAGGGUCCAAGACCACAGCCCAUGUACUCGGCUCAGUACAUGCCGGCCCGCAGGAUGCCCGGCCCCAUCAGCGGUGUCCAGCAGGCCACCACCCAGGUCCCACGCGAGGCCAAACACACCAUGCUCAGGAUGGGUAUGUGCUCCCACAUUGGCACACAGACGGUGGGGAGGCGAGCGGUCCCCGGUGGCAUGAGUCGAGGGGUCAGCCAGUACAAGUACUCCAGCGGGGUCCGCAACGUGCAGCCAGUCAUCCCCCCGCCCCCACCCCCCGUCAACCAGCAGGUCCAGAGCCAGCCAGUGAUGGAGCCCGCGGUGCAUGUGAGGGGCCAGGAGCCUCUGACGGCCUCUAUGCUGGCCGCAGCCCCCCUCAUGGAGCAGAAGCAGCUGCUGGGUGAGCGCCUGUACCCGCUGAUCUACGCACUGCACUCCAGCCUGGCCGGCAAGAUCACAGGCAUGCUGCUGGAGAUUGACAACUCUGAACUGCUGCACAUGCUGGAGUCUCCGGAGUCCCUGCACGCCAAGGUCGACGAAGCUGUAGCUGUGCUCCAUGCACACCAGGCUAAAGAGAUGGCUUCCAAGUGAAGUGAGGACACCACUUGACACCAGGAAACUCAAAACGACAAGACCUUAUCGUCAAAGCAGAGAUGGGGGACACAAAAUGUUAAAAUCUUAAAGAAAAAUUGGAAAAGAAAAAUAUAGCAAAAAAAUUACCUUACCUAAAUUAUAUAUAUGUAAAAAAAUAUAUAAGAAAACAAGUUAAAAGACAUUAAUGUGGCUGUACACUUGCCAUCAUGUUGAUUCAGUUUGUUACUUGUUCUACUUUUGUUUAAAAAAAAAAUGAGGAAAAAAGUUAUUUGUUGAACUUGAAUAAAAUAUGGGCAUAUCAAAGUU